UAAUAUCCUACUCACAUUCUCAGCGUUCAAGUGGACUCCCGCAAACGCUUGCGGACCGUUCCCCAAGAAUAUGGUUGAGGGUGGUCAGGACAGCGACUGCUCCACAAUCUUCGUGGGCCGUGCCAGCUGCAACGGUGACCUGCUGCCGGCCAAGGUGAUUCCCGAGAAGAACGCGGCCUACGUUGCGCACGGUGGUGACGAAGUUCUGGUGCGGUGUUUCGAGGUUCUGUGCCGGAAGGAGCUGAUCUGGGAACGAUCUUGCGGGGGCAGCAUCCCCCAGGGUGCGGUGGCCGGCGGGAAGACGUCCGACGGUGAGCCGUUGUAUGUUGGGCGGGGAUGUCACGACGUCGCGCUAACCGUCGGGAAGGUCCAUCGAUCGCAUGGCUGCCUGUACAUACCGUACGGCGGAGCGGAAGUAUCGCUGAAGAGCUACGAAGUACUGUGUGAGCGAUAAGGAAAGGCACGAAUAAAAUACCCCUGGUUUGAAGUGGGCCGUGAUAUCUUUGAAUUGAUCUCUUUUAACCACAUGUUAAAAUUAUAUUCACUUUUUAUUUAUGUAUAUAUAUUAUAUACGCCUUUUUUGGAAAUAAUAGCGCUUCUGGUUCUCUUUUCUGUGUUUAUUAUGUAUGUUUUCCUAGUCAGCCAAUAAGGGACAUUUUUGUUGUCUCUGAUCAGUUUCCUAUUAGCGCCCAGAAUUAGAGAGAAAUUUCUGCUUUUGAAUUAGAAAUGUGUUCAGUUGCGAAGCGAGUCACUCUUUGAAGACAUCAGCUUUGACUGUUCGAACACAUUUCCAAGCAUGACUAAUCUGACUAAGAAAACGCUGGUAGGAAACUUUUACGUACAUUGAAGAGAAAAAGAAAAAAGUAUUCCGCUUCAAUUAUGUUACAAAGAACGACUGUUCUGAUAGUACGUGAGCUCUUGCGGUACUGACUAAUUGCGUCAAUUCAUCGCCACUUUAAACAAAUAUCAACAAAGGUGUGUACAUUUUAACGAUCCUGAAACACGACACAACUGUCCAGUACGGCAACAGCUUACGUUCUUAGGAUAGAAAGAUUGAUUUUUGUUUUUGGCAAAGCUCAUUCCGUCCGGGGAAAAAUGUCGACCACAUUUAUUUUAGAAAAGAGAAGAGUGAUUACACCUUUGGAUUAGACACAUUACGUUAGUGUUUAUGUUUCUUCUUAGUUUUUCUCCAGAUUGACGGGGCAAUCUUUAAUAAAUUGUGUUUUUACAUAAUUUGGAUGCCUUUUUUUUGUUAGUGUUGUGUAGUUAAAAUGGCAGGAAUAUUGUACUCUUGCGUUAUGUAGCUGAAUGUAUAUUUUUAUAAUGUUUUGCUCUUCAGUUGAUAGCAAAAAGCAUUACUAAGAAUGCAGCUUUUGUCUACUACAUUUUAAACCACAUUGACUUACUUUUUUUUUGCUGUAAUGGUAUGCUUCGACACAAGUCUGUACAAACGUUUCUGCUUCACUAUGAAUUGUACUCUAUUACACAAAAUAUUAUCUGAAUACUAUUUUCCUUCAAAUAUAGUCAACUCGAAACGGCUUCCUGUGAGUGUGGUAAGGUUUUUUUUUGUUACGUUACAGCAAGUCUGAGUGUUUGUGUUUUAGCAACGUUGUUUUUCGAUAAAAUUAUCGCCCGUAGUACUAUCGUUAUCGCCAUCGAGUUAUAACUAAUUAAUCAAUGAUAGUUUACGAUAAUCCAUUGAAAAGACAUUUAGUAAAGUCAUAAUUUAUUUCAUGAUAAAUAAUCAUUUCAAAGUACUAUGUAUCACAAAAUUCCCUCAAAAACGAAUUGUAAUAAUUAUAAAUGUCGCUGUCGAAAGAGACCACAUUUUACUUUAACAAAAUUUAUUGACGUAGAACUCAGAUCUUAACUUUUUGAAUCUGUCAAAAGUAAAAUAAUAAUAAAAAUGUCGUUCUUGUGAUAUUUGCUCAGGGGUUAAUUUUAAUUAAGUAUGUGAACUUAAUGAGGCAGAUGCAAACAUUUGUAAAAAUAAAAAUAAAAUAUAAAAGUUUCAAUUGCAAGCCAAAAUUUUAACACUUCAAUGCAAAAAUUGUCGGAACGUGCAUUACCCACCCGUACAGUUGAUUUGCAAUCAUUAGUUUGAAAAAAAAAUGUGAGACAUAUCGAAACAAAAAAAAAAACUGACAAAAACUUUAAAAAAUGUGUGCAACACAGCCAUGCCAGAUAUAAAGUGAAAUCUGUAUUUUACAGAUAUACA
Messenger RNA from Culex pipiens pallens (northern house mosquito), 2218 nucleotides. Its product is annotated as natterin-1-like. Bases 71 to 454 code for a protein of 127 amino acids. Lineage: Eukaryota; Metazoa; Arthropoda; Insecta; Diptera; Culicidae. The transcript has a single exon. The record is from RefSeq and is a predicted model, not a curated record.